AUGAAAGAUUUUACAAAAGAAGUAGAUAAUUCUGUAGAAGCAUUUUGUAAGUUAGAAGAAUUAAAUUCUAAAAAGAAAUUAUUUUCUGAAAAAAAAAGUAUUCAUCUGAAAAUAACCUUGUUCAAAAUACCUAUUAUUAACGGUAUAAGGAAAAAGUAUUUAAAACUUCGACAUUCUCGUUUUGGAGACAAUCCAGAAACAUGUUUGUUCGUUCCAAACAGAAGGAGUGAAUUAAAUUACAAAAUAACAACUGAUGAAGAAAUUGAUUUAACAGUAGAUUAUUACAAAGAAUUUUUAGAAAAGCACAAUGUGGAAGGAAUUAAAACGGUUAGUAUAUCAUUUCCUGCAUGGGAUGCUCCUGCUGAUCCUAAAUUUAACGAAAACAUUCAGAGAGCCUUAUUAUCUACAACUUUACAUUUAAGACCUUUUGCUGAUAAUUAUUCUGUACCUGUAGGUACUGUAUCACAUUCAAAAUCACAAAUAAAAGAAAAUUUAUUAGAAAUAUUAAAACAAAUUCAAUCUGAUGAUGUCAUACCUGGAGGAUUUAAAAAUGUUAGAGCGUUGUAUAUUCAUUCAUCAAAUCAAAAAAGUAUUCCUUUGUAUAUUUGCGAAGAUAUUCCUAAAAAUUUAGGUACCAUAAGAUUAAAAAAUACUAAAAAAAGAGCAAAGAAAGUUACUGGAGUACUUAGCACCUUAGGGAAAAAAGUUACUGUUAAAAAUGAUGGAACAGUUAUUAUAAGUAAAAACAAGGAUGAAUCUCUCAAUUCCGACAAUAACGAAAAUGAAGAUGGUAUGGAAUUAGUCGAAGAGAAUGAUGAAGAUGAUGAUGAGUACAUAGCUGAUGUGGAAAAUGGAAACAAAAUAGGAGAAUAUGAAAGUGAAAGCGAAGAUGAUUUAGAACUUGAAGAAAAAGAAAAAAGAUUAAUGAUACUUUCAAUUUUCGACUUUGGUUAG
Messenger RNA from Pediculus humanus corporis (human body louse), 954 nucleotides. RefSeq lists its product as uncharacterized. The transcript is spliced from 6 exons. The record is from RefSeq and is a predicted model, not a curated record. The coding region runs from base 1 to 954 and encodes 317 amino acids. Lineage: Eukaryota; Metazoa; Arthropoda; Insecta; Psocodea; Pediculidae.